CCCGCGUCCCCGGUGCGGGAAUAUGCCUGCUCCCUAGUUUCCUCGGCUGGCAUAAUGACCGCAGUUCGGUGUGGCUGCGUGGUUGUGUUUGCAAAAGGCUAAGAACUUGCCUUCUCAGCGCUUGCCCAAGCCUUUCCCAUCAGAUCCUCUCGUAAUUGUGGUUUAAUCAUCCUGGCGAAUGUGCAGCAUUUUGCAACUAGUCGGAACGCUGCAAGGGCUUUGAUCUUGGGCUGCGGAGGAAGUGCCAGGCGCGGGUAAGUGUUCCCACGUAUUAAAGGGGUUGCCUUGCACGGGAGCUGGGGAAGAGUAGAGCGGGGGCUUCCUCAUCCCGCACAGCACUGCAGGACCAAAAGGUUUGGCACAAUGACUUGGCCUACAGGGCUUUAGCAGCGUGGCAAAAGUUGGCUGUUUUCAAGUUGCCUUCCCCCUUCCCCCUCCUCCUUCACUUUUGGGAUAUCUGAGCUGGCUUCUCUUCCCUGGGUGUUCCUUUCCUUUUCCCACUUGCUGCGGAAGGGACCAGUCUACCAUGGCCGGGGACAAACUUCCACACAAAGUGAUGGAUCCCAAGAAGCUUGCCAGCCUCUUGAAGAGUGGGACAGAAGGAAUGUUGGUCAUUGAUAGCCGCUCCUUUGUGGAGUACAACUCCUGGCAUGUUCUCAACUCUGUCAACAUCUGCUGUUCCAAGCUGGUCAAAAGAAGGCUUCAGCAAGACAAGGUAUCCAUCACCGAGCUCAUCCAGCCAGCCUCCAGUAUAAAGGUGGAGGCAGAGAAACACCAAGAUGUUGUGGUCUAUGAUCAGAGUACAAGGGAUGUAAAUGGAUUGGCAACCGACAGUUUCCUAUCUAUUCUUCUGGGCAAGCUGGAUAGUUGCUUCCACAGUGUCUCCAUCCUCACAGGGGGCUUUGCCACCUUCUCGUCUUGUUUCCCAGGACUCUGUGAAGGAAAACCAACUGCCAUCCUGCCAAUGAGUAUCUCUCAGCCAUGCUUGCCAGUGGCCAAUGUUGGCCCAACACGCAUCUUGCCUCAUCUCUAUCUAGGUUCCCAGAAAGAUGUCUUAAAUAAGGACCUGAUGACCCAGAAUGGGAUCAGCUAUGUUCUCAACGCCAGCAAUUCAUGUCCCAAGCCAGAUUUCAUCUGUGACAGUCACUUCAUGCGCAUUCCAGUCAAUGACAAUUACUGUGAGAAACUGCUUCCUUGGCUGGAUAAAUCGAUUGAGUUCAUUGAUAAGGCCAAGGUUUCUAGCUGCCAGGUGAUUGUGCACUGCUUGGCAGGGAUUUCCCGAUCGGCCACCAUUGCCAUUGCAUACAUCAUGAAGACCAUGGGCAUGUCUUCAGAUGAUGCCUACAGGUUUGUCAAAGACAGACGUCCCUCCAUUUCACCCAAUUUCAACUUCUUAGGUCAACUCCUAGAGUAUGAGAGAAGUUUGAAGCUACUCAAGGCUUUGAAGGCCCAAGGAGAGAAAGGGGAAGGGGAACCCCAGCAAGAAUACUUUGAGACUUGUGAAGGUAAUAGACCCCAGACUCUGUCUCUCUCGGAAAAGACUGAGGAGGUAUUAAAAAGCACAAUCUUGGAAACACAAUCCAUUGACUCUGAGCGAUCACUAGGAAUUUCAAAGGUUGUCUCACCCAUGGCAUUGCAGCAAGGACUCAAUGGGCUGCAUUUAUCUUCUGAUCGCAUCCAAGACACCAACCGACUCAAGCGUUCUUUUUCUCUGGACAUCAAGUCAGCCUACUGUCCUACCCAAAGGCAGGAGAUCCCGGUGCCUACCGAAGUAGGGGAAACUCCCAAGCUUUGUAAGUUGGACAGCCCUUCAGGUCCCAAUGGUACGUGUCAGUUCUCUCCUCUUCCAGAUGGUUCUGACUGGCCCAGUGGACCUGACUUCAUUCUAGAGGCCAAAGUACGACAACGACGGAAGCACAGGCACCAAGCAGGCUCCCCUGCCCAUGGGCUGAGCCUUAAUUUCAGUGGGAUGUGUGCCAUGCACAAAAGCACCAGCAUGGAGGACAAUCUCAAGCAGACCCUUCGGCUGAGCCUUCCCAAUGUAGGGCAGCAGCUGGCACAGCCAGCCACCACCCCCUCCAAUGCUGGUACUUGGGGGAUGCACGUGGAAUCCCCAAGCACGCCUUCCUCGGAGAACCCCUGGUACUUCAGCACAGACUUGGCAGCGGGCAGCAAAGGCAGCGGGAGUGGGACUCUCUUUGCCAGCGCCACCACCUACUCCUCAUUCAGCUGCAGCACAAUCCAGGCAAGCUGUGAGAUCAGACUGAGGGACAAGCAACGAGGGGAGCAGCGAGAGGUGCGGCAUAGCUGGCACGAGGACACCAUGCCCGAGAAGCAGUUCAAAAGAAGGAGCUGCCAGAUGGAAUUUGAAGAAACCUUAUCGGAGAGCAGAUCUCGGGAAGACCUGGGCAAAAUUAGCAAACAGUCUAGCUUUUCAGGCAGCAUGGAGAUCAUAGAGGUGUCCUGAUUUUCACUGUGUGAGAUUUGAGAGCAAGUGUGGGUGCAUCUGGGGGUGUGGGAGGGGAAGGGAGGUAGGGACGAGGAGGAAGAUGGGUGACAUAUUUAACGGAGGAGAAGGUGGGUGUGGGCGUAGGAGCAUUUUUUUUUUCAUGUGCCCGUGUGCAUUUCCAAAGGGCAUAUCCGCUAAAACGAAGGCAAAGCUAAAGGAAUCUGAAGUCAAGAAACAUAACGGUGCAUGCUUAGUGCCUCCUUUGGUUCCUACCUCCACCACCACGACAAACCACAAUCACAUUCCCUUUCUUGGGUAGGUGGAGAGUAUAUUAACUCUUUAAAUAUUGGGUUCUUUCCUUUUGCAUGCAAAGGGUGCUUUCUCUUCCCCUUCAGAGGGAACGGGGAGAGCUGAUGCAUGUGUCCUACGAUGGGGUUGAAAGAGAAACUAGGGCGAAAUUGAAGCUUGGGAGGGGUGAAAGUUUUCUUGGAGGAAAAUGGUUGCUCUUUGAUCUGCAGAUUUGCAACAGGAAGAGUUAAAGGGAAGCAGGUUCUUUUCUUUGAAGAGUGUAUUACUAAUGAUAAUGAGUACAUUCCUAUCUAACUUAUAGGAAGUAAUCGAGAUUUUGCCUGUCCAUUUCCAUUACAGCUGGGGCAUUUCCUUUCUAUUCCAUCAGGGUUGGACGAUAUAUUGGUGGCUCUUUCCCAAAUUCAGGUGCAGAAACCUGGAGAGGUUUCUUUUCCGAGGCUCCCCUCUUCCUAUACUGAGCAUGGGCCUUUGUGUUUCUCUGGCUAGUAUUCUUUAAAGCUGCUGUUCAGCAGUCCUAUACAUAUAUAAAUAUAUAUUAUAUAAUAAUAUAAAAGAGAGAAAAAAAACAAAGAAAAAAAGUUUAAAGGUUUUACUACAGUUUUUAUUGAGACAAAUAAUUUUCGACUUUUCUUUCUAAUUUAUUUGAAGCUGUUCAUUCUGGCAAUGAUUUUCAGACAAUGUAGGGGCAGCACUCCAGCUCUGUUUUUAUGUAUAUGGUAUUUAAAUCUGAAACACGAGUUUCAAAGCAAUAUCUUAGGCCUGUGGCUCCUUCAAAGGCUUGCAUCAGUGGUGGAAGCACCCCCAAAAGAGAUAAAAGAGGUGUGUGUGUGUGUGUGCGCGUGUGCACAUGUGUGUGGGUGUGUAUAUGGGCAUCUGCUUUUUAUUUUUUAAAAAAAGUGAGAAAAUCUUUAACUCAAACUGAGCCAGGAAUUCUUCUUAAUGCUUCUUUAUUUUCCUUGUUCUAUCACACCUUGCAAUCAAAGCCAUAAAACCUUCUCCUUCCUGGGUCUGAGCAGGGGAUAAUAAUGAGAGCUGUGGCUGUAAGAGUAGGCUUAGCUAUAAGAAAAAAUAGGAAGGGGGAGCAGUCUGCAUAGGAGCUAUAUAUUCAAUUAAAUAUGUGCCACCUGUAAAAGGAGCACAUUAGAUCUAAACCCAGGUUUGUUUGUUUUUUCCAGUGGGGAGGGCUUUCAGAAGGCCAGAGUAUUUAAUUUCCCAUUGACUUAGGAGAACUGGUGGGCUCUUAAACCCAAGGGCAGGCUACUCUGAAUGGCUCCUCUUGUUCAAACAAUGUUAAACCCAGCAUCUGUGGAAGGCAGAUGGAGGUGGAAGAGAAUUUUGGAGAACUAAGACCAUGGAAAUGUUGAAUAAAUUAUGUUGUGGUACUAGAGUAAAAAUCUCUUAAAUAUCCUCAGGCCUAUUUUAGGGAAGCUGCCAGGAGGCAGUGUCUUUUUACUACUGCAAGAACCGACAUUUUAGCUUCAGUUCACCAUCCAAAAUCUCUUGUCUCCUCUAAGUAUUCAUUCACCAUCGAUCAGGGAUUUUUCAGUGAAUGCAAAUCAGUCAGUGAGCAAAUAGUCCAAAGACAAAGUUCACUUAGCAGGUCAUCAAAGUGAACAGCCUUUCAAGAAAUGAAGUUCUAGAAAAGAUAAAGAAUAUUUUAGAUGUAAAGUGACGCACCCAUCCCAAAUUCAGUUUUCUAAGCCUCUAGAAUGUUAUUAAGGACUUCAGUUUGAUCAGAGAUUUUGUCUUGAAUUUAAGAAACUCGUGUCAAUGACCAAGACAAGAAAACUAGUUUUGAAGGUUUUAUCUAAAUAAGUCACUGGGAAGUAAUUUGGAUGAACGUUUUUCUGCAGGUAACAUUUUUCUUCUUAGGGGGAGGAAAGGUUUCUCUGGCCCCUUUUAAAAGAUGUACCAUCUUUUUCAGAUUAUAAAAUGCUCCAGACUAUAAGACGCACAUAGCUUUUGGGGAGGAAAACAAGAAAAAAAAAAAAACCCUGUCUCUGCCUCCCAGCAAUUUGCCUCCUUACAGCAAAGAGCAGACAGCCUGGUCAGCUUCAGCACAGCCUGAUUUAGCACAAGCAGCUGAUUGGCGAUUGGAUCGGCCUCCCGGAAUACCACCUAUCAGCUGUUCCAGGCUGCGGGGAUCACCACCACCUAUUUCUAUCUCUGUGCACCCCAUUUUCGGCCUUUGCGUGCCCCAUUUUCAGCCGCCGCCUAUCCCCGCUGCCUGGAACGGGCCGAAAAUGGGGUGUGCGGAGGCAGCAAUAGUCAGUGGCGAUGGGUGGCAGUUUGCUGCAAGGAGGCAAAUUGCUGGGAGACAGAGGCCGGUGGGUGGGGCUUCAGCAACAUUUGCUCUAUAAGACAUACAGACACUUCCACCCACUUUUGGGGGAGGGGAGUGCAUCUUAUACACCGAAAAAUACGGUAUAUCUUAAAUCAGAAGAGGCCAUAGCUCAGGAUUUUUUUCACACCACAAGUGGAUAAUUGGACCUUUUCCCAGCUGUUAAAAUAUGGUAAUAAAAUGACAAAUGUAAAAUAGAUCACUUCUGACUGGUAGAAACACCCUGCUCAAUCAACUUGAUACUAGGGCUGGCCUUAGAUGAGGAGAAAAAAUGGGUUUCACAUUACUGAACAGUAGGCAGAUUCAAAUGUGUUUCUGGUGGAGAAGAUUGAGAAAUACUACACACUGCUGGUUUUCUGGUGGAGUAGGGAAGAUUAUUUGUAAGCCACUGACUGUGUAGAUGAGCUCAGCCAAGCAGAGGGUUUACCCCUCAGUGGGUCACUUCCUUGGGAACCUCUUGUGUGGAAGCUCUCCAUGGAAGUGAGCUGCUUUAACCUGGUAAACGUUACAGUCCCAGUGUUGUAUGAAAUAUUUGUCGAAGGCCUCUAUUUCAGAAGGCCAUGUUGUUUACAUUGCCUUGAACAGGUACAAAACGGAACUUUAGGGCAAGCAAAUGAACACGCAUGUCAAGAUAAUAAUUGGCCACAAGUGUACGAUCCCAGUCGAAACACAAGAGUGGGAAGGAUGUUGCACAUUUUCAUUAUCGGCUACUCUGAACAUAUUUGUGGCGAGCAGCAAAGGAUUCAGCUCAGUUCAUGACACGGAGGCACCACAGGGGCUGCUCAUCUAUUUAAAAUAAAGGCACAGUACUGUCUCCCUGAAAGCACAUUUUCUUCUUUGUGUAUCUGGUUUUGUAUUUGCUCCUUUCGUAUCACGUGCUGGUUUUUUUUUUUGUUUGGUUUGUUUGUUUGUUUUUGUUUUGAGCCAAUACCUCAGGGUUGUUUGUGUAGCUUUUAAAAGGAAAAAAAAUCUUUUUAGUGCAUUUCUUUUCCCAUUUCUUUCUUGUUCAGCUGUAUUUUUUUUUUAAAUACACAAGACAAAAAUAACAAUCUCAGGUUCAGACUUUGCAAACCACAGGGGGAGCAGCAAUAACAUGUUCUUGCAUCAGGUUGUCUGUUUCCUGACCAUAGUAAUUGCUGUCUACUUUGCCAAGACACAAAGUAGAGAGAUCCUCAUUGUAUUUAUUUUACCACUGUCUGUUCAGAUUAGAUGCUGCAAGCUUGGGAGUGACUUAUGUGGACCUGCAUGCUAUUUUGCAAAUAAUAUGCAGAGGGGCAUUGGACAGUGAGACUGGAGAGAUGCAAUUAGGUUCUCACACUGGCAGUAUAAUUUUCUCUUUUUUGGAAAAAAAACAACAACAACGGUUGAAUUGUUACGGUGAAAGCAAGAUGACAUCUGCUGCUGCAGCUUUCUUGGAGUCUGGUUUUGUUCAGUAUCCACAGAUGCUAAAAGAUCAAAAUCCUCAUUUCACCUGUGAGCUUGCAUCAGAAGUGAAGAUGAAAAGUUCCACCUUAGGAAUUUUUGAUCUUGUGAAAGUUUGAUUAAAGUAGAAUUAGCACUAGCCAGUUAGCUGGGAUGGAUGAGCUGGGAUGAGGUGCUUCUGGAUUCCUCUCAUCGAUACUUAUGAGAAAUAUUCAUAAGUAUCACCAAGAGUUUUCAGAUAGGCUGAGCCAAGGAACAAUCGGGAUAACGUAGAAAUACCAAGAUUCCUGUAUUACUCUGAAAUAACUUACCUUUCAAGAUGCCAAGAUCUUUUAAGCUUGCUUAAAAUGAGGAUGAGGAGAGCCCUUGCAUAUCUUACUUUUGAAUAGAAUGCCAGUGCCGACUUUCCUCAAAUAUAGCCAAAAGUCACAUAAGGCUCAAUAUUUGUAGAAAAAAAAUAAGGUGAUUAUAAUAUAAUGCUCACCAAAACCAAAUUGAGAACCAUAAAGCAGUUUCUUUGGGGUGCAACUGACUCUAACAGUACCAUCGUCUUGCUGCUAACUCUCCAUCUCCAGAAUGUGGAGAGAGAAAGAGAGAGGGAGGGAGGGAGGGAGAGACGUGUCACUUUAACUUCACACAGGUACAAAAUUAUCUAACAUCUUCAGUCUUACAUAGGGAUUUUUCUGGCUUGCAGCAUCUUUCUUUUUUCCCCUGUGACAAAAAGUUUUGUAAGCUUUGUUUUGAAGGCUUUGCUGUGAUUCUUCACUCUUUUGCCUGUUUUAUCAUGUGUCCGUUGUGGUUUUAUUUAUUAUUUCUGUCCUCUUUGUUUCUUGUAUCCCAUGUGCCGUUUUCAUGUCUCCUCUACUGGAUGCCAAUCCCUUAAAAGGAUGUCUUUCCUACUUUCCUCUGGAUCCUAAUGCUAAUGAUAAUAAGCUAUCAAUGUUGUAAUUGCAAUGUAUGGAUUAUAGAUUUAAGUAUUUAUUAUUAUAUUAUUAUGUAAUUUUGCUUCUAUGUAUGUUGAUCUUUGUUUCUCUGUUGUGAAUAUAUAUGGGCUUUUCCCUUCUCCACCUGCCCUCUGCUUUCUCUGAUUCCAACUGUAUGCAAAGGCUGGUCAACCCUGUGGCAUGUGUGAUUGCCAAAUAGUGCACAGAUGGAGGUGGAGAAGUCCUUCUCUCAGGGAUAUCAUGUUCUCUUAAAAACUCUGCCAGACACUGAAGCUUUCCUAGAUCCACUAAAGUUUUGUAGGAAGAAAGACAAAAGCUCUAAUAUGAUUUAAGUUAAGUGACGAGUGCAUCAGGAGGUAUAGAACACCUGUUUUUCAUCUGACAGUAGUUUUCCUCUUCUUGGCUACAAAUCCCAGCACCCACAAUUAUUAUAGCCAUUGUGCUGUGAUGGGGAAUUAUAUUCCUACUUAUCUGUAUGGUAUUAGAUGGGGGAAAGUGGACACAGAGCUAAUGCAGACUAAUUUCAGUGCAACGAUUUCCCCCCAUCCUUGGGAUUAAAAUUUGAUGAGUGCUAAAAACUCAACAAAAUUGUUUGCACUCUGGAGAAAAUCUAAUUUCCCAACCUCUUUUCAAGUCACGAUUCUGUAUCAAUAGCCAUCAUACAAAUACGUUUGAUGGAAGCCAAAAGCAAUUAAAAUGAGGCAUUUAGUCUCCAAAUCCUGUAAUAAAACCCAGUUAAAUUCAAUUUUGUAGUAUAGACUUUUCUGUCACCAUAGUAUUGCGAUUACAUUAGACUAGACAGGAUAGAAGAGAUACAGAGCCUGCUCCCUUAUUGAUAGUGAGGACUUUUUUCAUGUUAACAGUAUUCAGGUAUCAACAUGAAAGACCCAGGUAUUUCAUUCUAAAGUUGUAUAGAUUUCAGUGGAAUAUUUAUCAUUUAAUGUAUUUAGUAUUAUUGCUCCAACAAAAUUCAAAGCUGCAACUCUUUUCUGUAUAGUUGCAUGUCAUGGGCAAGUCUCUCUUGACUUCUUCAAUAUAGUGAAGCAAUUAUGGCUGGUUUGCACACAGAACAAGUGUCCCUCUCUAAUUUGUUGUAGAACCUGGAGUGGCUGAAACCCCCAGGGGCGAUUCCUCUAUCUCUAGGAAUCGUUCAGAGACUGAUAUCCGCCCCACACCAUUUUUCCUUUAUUGCUCAAUGAAUAGAAGUCAGUAUUGCAAAACACACAGGACAUUUCUAAGAGUCCUUUCUAACCAUCUUAUCUGCCACAUGUUUUCCUAGCCGUUCUCAGUAGGAAUCAGUAGAAUAGCCAUUCAACAGAUUGUUUUGAGAUUUCAGAGAGGAGGUGCAAAUUUUCUGUUGCAAUAUGUUGUGUUUAUUUAUUGUUGCUCAGAAUUCUUUUGGAAAGAGUAGAGAAACCGACUUAACCCAACGUUCUCAGAAGGCAUACACAGAAUCCCUCUUGUCUGUGGAGCCACAUUUUUAUUCUGCAAAUUCUUCUGUCUUGUAAAACACAUUAACGGGGGAAUUGGUGACGAGAUGCUGAGCCUCUGACGCAGGCACAGAACUGAAGACCUUCAUCUGUGAAGAUCCUCAAGCAAGUGAUGAAGACCUGAUUCUCGGGGCAAUUCAUAGGCAAGGAUUGCUCUAGGAAUGGAAAUUUGGAUAUAGAGAUCUGUGUGUUCUGGGAAUGAAUUCUGAGUACUAUCUAGGAUGGGUGAAGUGUGCAGGGGGGGAAAUGACACUGCAUCUGGUCUGUGAGUUUGUCCCCUUCCUUCUCUCGUGAUAACCAAACUUACAGCCCCUUCUGCCUGCUAAAGGAAUGCUGACAUUGGAUGUUGCUUGGCAGGAUUGAGUGGUACACUCGGCCCCUGCAUUGACUUUAUUUAUUUAUUACUGAAGGCUGUAAACAGCAGUGCUUUUACCCUCUCUUUCUUUUCCUUUCUUUUGUAUUUGGGAACAAUGUGUUGUAAUAAAUUCCUGAUAGAUGUUUUAA
Molecule: messenger RNA, 9459 nt
Organism: Pantherophis guttatus
Lineage: Eukaryota; Metazoa; Chordata; Lepidosauria; Squamata; Colubridae
Source: RefSeq, a predicted model, not a curated record